This is a messenger RNA of Cololabis saira (Pacific saury), 747 nucleotides long. RefSeq names its product RNA polymerase I subunit H (gene polr1h). The record is from RefSeq and is a predicted model, not a curated record. Gene Ontology annotation, biological process: termination of RNA polymerase I transcription; DNA-templated transcription. NCBI's taxonomy places the organism in Eukaryota, Metazoa, Chordata, Actinopteri, Beloniformes, Belonidae. Gene Ontology annotation, cellular component: RNA polymerase I complex. Bases 80 to 433 code for a protein of 117 amino acids. Gene Ontology annotation, molecular function: DNA-directed RNA polymerase activity; zinc ion binding; nucleic acid binding. The transcript has 5 exons.
CACGUGGUUUGGCGUAAACUGGACACGCAAACUGCGGAUAUUUUUGCUGCUUUAAACGCGUCAACCUCAUUAAACAGAGAUGUCGUGUUUCGCUGGAGAUCCCAACUUCUGCCCUGAGUGUGGGAACGUCCUUCCUCUGCCGGGACAGUCCAAGACCGUCCGCUGCCCCCGCUGCUCCUUCGUUAUCCCUGUGACAGAGUUCUGCGGCCAGAAGAUCGAGUCCACGGUGGUCUUCAACUCCGAGCAGCAGACGUUGAUACACCUGGAGGACGAGGACUCUGAGCUGAACGGGCCUUUGGUGGACCGGCGUUGCUCCCGCUGUGGGAAAGAGGGGAUGGUUUAUCACACCAGACAGAUGAGGUCAGCGGACGAAGGACAGACCGUCUUCUUCACCUGCAUGCACUGCAAGUUUCAAGAGAAGGAGGACUCGUGACACUCUUCACAUCCGCUACUUUUUCCCAACAGCUGCUCCCAAGUUUGUGGCUUCAGCUUCGUGUCCCGCCUGCCAACAAGGAAUCCUGCUCUCAGAACUAAUGUACCGUCUGAGCCAGUGCUUUCACACACGCUAGAUCUGGGUUUUUCUGAGUGCUUUACAUCCAGUUUUUGAAGCAACGAUACAGAAACAUUAAAAGAAAGGAAAAAUGAAAAGAUUGCAGAGUUCCCAUAAAAUGCUACGUCACCCCAGGAACAGACCUGAAGGGAGACGCAGCGAGCCCACGUGAACUUAGACUGAUGGUUCAUGUUUGG